CUGCAUAUCCUUCAAGGCAUGUCCUAGCAGGCAGCACGGGAAACGUAAUGAUGACGUCAUGGACUCAAUGGCCACCCGGAGAUGACCAUGUGCUUUCUCGAUUCCUCAAGUUCUCGCACACUACAACAUUCUGCGUGAAAUAACUGAUUCGCUGGAGUCACAUCGCUUUCCUUGUUUGAGGGCUUAAGUCUUUCUUGGAGCACUCAUGAAUCCCCCUGACAAACAGGAAUUCAACCCUAAUGGUGACUAUCUCGAAAGAUCACAGUGGCUCAAGCCUUGCUGCUGUAGGGUAGGCCAUAGGCCUAAGUUAGGCGUCCAGAACACCCCCAUAUUCGCCAUAACCCCCUCACGGAUACAUGGGUCUUAGUAUCUCCUCAUCGGACUAAACGCCCAUGGCAAGGACAAGUGGAAAAGAUACGAGAGGAGGAAAUCCCAGAAUUCGAUCCAAGCAAUCCUCUAUGUCCUGGAGUCACACGGCCAAAUGGACAGGUGAAUCCAGAGUACACCUCAACAUAUGUGUUCACAAAUGAUUUCCCUGCACUACUUGAGGAUUCCCCAUCUCCUUCAAUCUCUCAUGACAGUCUCUUUCAAGCCAAGGGAGCACAAGGGACAUGCCGAGUUUUCUGCUUCCAUCCAAAGUCCAACAUCACCAUCCCUCUUAUGACUGUAGAGGAGAUUAAGGCAGUCAUUGAUAGGUGGUGUGAGGAGAUCGUUGAACUUGGAGGAAGAUACUCAUGGGUCCAGAUUUUUGAAAACAAGGGAGCAAUCAUGGGAUGUUCAAACCCUCAUCCCCAUUGCCAGAUUUGGGCCAGUUCAUUUCUACCCAAUGAGGCCUUGAUCAAAGAUGUCCAUCAGAAAAAAUACCUAAAAGACUAUGGGAAGUCACUCUUACUGGAUUAUGUUCAUAAAGAACUUCAACAAAAGUUUUUCUUCCAUACUAGGUAUGAAAUGCUGGCUCAGCCACAGCGAGAUCUGACUCCUGAACAGGCUGCUGACAGGCUCAGAAAUCUUCCUGAAUUUCAUUACAAAAUGUCUGAACUGUGA
This is a messenger RNA of Darwinula stevensoni, 1044 nucleotides long. NCBI's taxonomy places the organism in Eukaryota, Metazoa, Arthropoda, Ostracoda, Podocopida, Darwinulidae. The record is from the annotation of a GenBank genome assembly.